CGCUGCACCUGGAAAACGUACCGGAGAAGCUCCUGCAUGCAGGGUCGAGACCAUUUGCAACCAAACUUUUUUUUUCUUUCUUUUUUUUCUUUGAACGAGCACCUCAAUUUGGACCGAAUUCCACCAAUUCUCCCCCGCCAGCUCCCCGAUUUCUACUCGAUUAUGCUCGCGGCGCCAUGGGUGUGUCGGCGUUGCCUGGGAGGGCUCCUGAAGCCCAGAAGCACCCAAUUCAUCCGCCGUGCUAGCUCAGACACAACCGCACACCUCCCACCGGCCCUCCUCCAACGAGCCCGCACCAUCGCCACCGAACACGACGCCCUCGCCCGCUCCCUCGAAUUAGACUACGACGCCAAGACGGCGCGCCGCCUCGGCGAGCUCUCGAGCGUCGUCACGGCCCUCCGCGAGUGGGAACGGGCGACGGGCUCCGUCGCCGAGCUCAACGGCCUCCUCGGCUCCAAGGACAAGGAGCUCCGCGACAUGGCCGCCGAGGAGCUCGAGUCGACACGAGACCAGCUCGCCGCCGUCUGUCGCAGGCUCUCGGCCUCGCUGACGCCCAGGGACCCCUACGCCCACAUGCCCUGCCUGCUCGAGAUCCGCCCGGGGCCCGGCGGCCUCGAGGGCCGCUUCUUCGCCGACACGCUGUUCCGCAUGUACAAGCAGUACUGCUCGCGCAAGGGGUACCGCGCCGAGGUCAUCAAGUACGAGACGGCCGACGCCGCCGGCGACCAGUCCACCGCCGCCGGCGAGAGCCCGCUGCAGGAGGCCAUCGUCGAGAUCCACGACCCGGGCGCCUACGACCUGUUCCGCGGCGAGGCCGGCAUGCACCGCGUGCAGCGCAUCCCGGCAACGGAGAAGAACGGCCGCGUGCACACGAGCGCCGUGGCCGUGUGGGUCCUCCCGUCCUUCCAAGAGAGCGGCGGCGACGGCGGCGCCCAGGACGUCGACAACCCGGAGAGCGACUUCUACAUCGACCCGGCCGAGGUCAAGAUCGAGACGAUGCGGGCGCGCGGCGCCGGCGGCCAGCACGUCAACAAGACCGAGUCUGCCAUCCGCAUGACGCACCUGCCGACGGGGACGGUGGUGAGCAUGCAGGACUCGCGGUCGCAGUCGCGCAACCGCGAGGACGCGUGGAAGCUGAUGCGGUCGCGCCUCGCGCUGAUCCGGCGCGAGGCGCGCGAGGAGGCGGCCGCCCAGCUGCGCGACUCGGUGCUCUCCAAGCACCGCAUCUCGCGCAGCGACAAGAUCCGCACCUACAACUACAACCAGGACCGCGUCACCGACCACCGCGCCGGCCUCGACGUCUACAACCUCGACGACGUCAUCAACGGCGGCGAGUCGCUCGACAAGAUCGUCGACGCCGUCCGCGACUGGCUCGUCUCGGCCGACAUCGCCGCCAUGAUGGCGGACGAGGAGGCCAAGGCCAAGAAGGUGCAGAAAUGAAGGGCGGGAUGGUCUAAUGGCGGUAGCGGCGGCGGCGGCGGCGGCGGCGCACGCAGGGGUCAUGUAUCAUAUUGUAGGACUAUGUAUGUAUGUAUAGCAGCAAAAGAAAUGCCCGCGGACGACGACCGCAAAGGGUCCG
Molecule: messenger RNA, 1579 nt
Organism: Colletotrichum navitas
Lineage: Eukaryota; Fungi; Ascomycota; Sordariomycetes; Glomerellales; Glomerellaceae
Product: RF-1 domain-containing protein
Exons: 2
Coding region: 37-1440 (467 amino acids)
Biological process (GO): translational termination
Molecular function (GO): translation release factor activity
Source: RefSeq, a predicted model, not a curated record